AUGCCGCUACACCGCAGAAUAAUACCAGAAGAAGAAAAAUACAGGAAGUAAGUUCCACACAAUCUUAAUGAGAUAUUUACAAAUUAAACGCAUUACUUUUGAGCAUAUGCCUUGUUCGUAACAUCCAGAGUAAAUGUUUUUAAUUCCUAUGUUAGCUCCAGCAUAUUUUUAAAAGCGUUUUAACGAUUAGAGCGAGAGAACAGGAAACUUCCCCGCCUACUAUCAUCAGCUGACUUUGUCUGCAAACAGAGCCGUCCUGCUGUGGUCCCGCAGCUCUCUCCACGAUCAUGGAGGAACACGACGACAGCGAUAUCAUAGAGCACCACGUCGAAGAGGAGAUGGAGAAGAGAGCUGCGUUCAUGGAGAGUCCGUCCGGCGAGAGAGAGGGUCACUGCAGCACUCAGUCCUCCCACAGACUUCUGGCCUACAGCGACGCCCUCAUCUCCAUCAUCGCCACGGUCAUGAUAUUACCUGUUGCCCACACCAAAGUGGAAGACAAUGAGGAGUUGAGGCAAAGCGUUCAGCUUUUGCUGACGACAAAGAUCGCCGUUUACUUAAUGACCUUCCUCAUUGUGACAGUUGCAUGGGCUGCUCACAUUAGGUUGUUUCAAGUGAUCGUGCGCAUUGAUGACUGUCUUGCACUGUUAAACCUUGCCUGUAUGAUGCUGAUAACUUUUCUGCCAUACACUUUUUCUUUAAUGGCCACCUUUCCUGACAACAUCCUCGGGAUUUUACUCUUCUGUGGUUGUGUGAUGGUGAUCGGAGUCAUUCAGUCAGUGAUCGUGUUGUACGCCUUCAGCCGGCCUUUCCUGCUGAACGAACAGAUCCAGAUCUCUGAAAACCAAGUCUACUAUAAAUGCCACAUCCUCAAAGUAAUCAUGAGGGUUCCCAUCAUGUGCUUCUUCGCCAGCAUCUUCUCCUUCAUCUUCUUCCAGCUGUCUUACGUCAUCUUGGCCAUUGUCAUCUUCCUGCCGUACAUCUCCCAGUGCAUCAAGUGGUGUCGCAGUAAAGCGAUCGGUCAGGUGGAGGAGACUCCAGACUCCUUGUUGUUUUACACCUACCUCCCUAAUGAACCCCUCAGCAAAGAUCGGGUGGAGGCGUUCAGCGAUGGUGUUUAUGCCAUCGUAGCAACUCUUCUCAUUCUGGACAUAUGUGAGGACAAUGUUCCAGACCCGACGYUGGUGCAGAAGCAGUUUGGCGGGAGCCUGAUAGCGGCUCUGCAGGGCUACGGCCCGGAGUAUCUCGCCUACUUCGGUUCCUUUGCCACCGUGGGCCUCCUCUGGUUUGUCCACCACUCGCUCUUCCUCCACGUGACGAAGACGACCCGCUUCAUGGGCUUGCUGAACACCUUCUCUCUGGCGUUUGUCGGAGGUUUGCCUUUGGCCUACCAGCUGACGCACGAGUUCCCGCGCGACUCGCAGAACGAGCUGGAAGCCAUCCAGAUCAGCUGCGUGAUCGUUUUCUUCGCUGGAAUUUUUCAGCUCACCAUUUGGGUGGCGGCUCUUUACAAUGAGCGGGAAACCCUGCACCCGUACGUGCGCUACGGUGGACAGGAGCACGUAUUUAUGCUGGCCAAGCUCYCGCUUUACCCCUGCGUCGCUUUGGGAACGUUUUUCCUGACCUGCGUUUUGAGUAAAUUCAGCGCCCCCAUCUUCCACUUGAUGGAAAUUACGGUGCCUUUCGCUUUUCUCGUGCUGAGGCUUUUAGUGCGCGUUGGGCUGGCGCUGCUGCGGUUCAUUUUCUGUCCUAACCGAGCUGAUCCGAGAACUGUCGUGGAGGAGGAAGUAACUGAAUCGAGUGUGCCUUUUAAUGCUCUAAUCACCUAAACGUGUCAGAGAACCAACAGAGCUGUGGGGCGACGCUGCUGAAAGGCUUGGCCACCGUAAGAGUUAUCGRUUCAGCCUCUCGUCAGCAUCCAGACCAGGGGCGGUUCUAGGGGCGGGGCCACAGGAGCAUUGGCCCCAGCUGAAAUCUGAUUGGCUCCAUGAAGUGCACCUGCCCUGUCACUCAUCUGUGCUUUGCCUGAGAAUGGUGAUGGUGGUUGCAGUUCCAUGUCCAAACACUAGUAGCGCUAAUGAGUCAAACAGGAAAGUCCAGCAUGAAUCAAUUUUACAGAAUUCUUCUCUUCUUAAAAAAAUCUAAACAAUCUUGCAGAAUAAGUCUUUCAACUGACAAAUGAUGGCUGGGUUUUCUCAUAUGCUGUGUAUUUGAAAGUAUUUUAUCUACUUACAGUAAAAACACAUGUAAAAUUGCCAAGGAUAAUUUACUGUUCAAGCUUUAACAUUAAAUUACAUUACAUUACAAGUGCUUGAAUAUGUGACUGGUAAAAUGUAUACACCUUACCAAAACCAGUGAUUUGAGUGCUAGGAUGUUGAACAAAUACUUGGCCCCUCUAUGAAUAUUGUGGCCCCUUGAUGGCCCCUUACUCAGAAAAAUCCUAGAUCUGCCACUGAUCCAGACGAAAAGGGAAUAACUCGUUUUUCAGCAAUUAUCUGUUCAAAUUUGAGCUUAAAAUCAGCGCAAAUGAGAUUAAACCCAACCACCUGUGCUGAAGGUGAAAGAUGGAUCCGGUAAAGGUGAAAAAAAAAUCCCACUAGUUGAUAAACUGAUAGAGUACCAAAGCUGUAAGACAUGUCUCAACCAAUGCUAGUCUGAUUAGCAAAACAAAGAGGUUUGUAUGACAAUCAGGCCCUUGUAUUAAUAGUUGCUUUCUUUUUUUAAACUCACAGAACAGACUGUUUAUUUAUCCUCCWGUCAUCCAGAGAGUUUUUUUAAUUUGACGUGUAGAUCCAUCUUAAUGUGGUUUUCAAAAAUCAGAGGUGCYUUUGAGCACCUUGAACUGAGCACAUAUGACCCUACAAUUCUGUAUUUGCACUGUUGUCUUACCAAACCUGUGCAAUACUGAUGAGAAUACACUCUAACCAUCCGUGUUUUACUUUUUUUAACACACAAAAACAUAAAUCAAAACCAAAUGUAAUGACUUAUAAAUCUGAAACUCUAUAUUUAAAAAAAAACUCAAAAACAUAUCCGCCAUCUGAGGUAGUGUCAGGAAAACGAUGUUACUAACAAUAAAUUAAAAAAAAAGUCAAAAGAAGAGGCAGGAGAAAGUUUAGUUGUGUUGCAUCAACACUGGCCAUUUAACUGCAAAAUGAUUAACUUUUUAUCCGCGCAGCCCAGGUGUGUCCUUUGUUUUUUGUUUGCUUCCUAAUGCACUACAUGAAAUAACUUUUUUAAUGAAUGGUAGCUUUGAAUUUGAAGUCGGUCAGUUUGACGCCAGGACUCCUAGGAAUCACAGUGAAUGCACUUUGGGGUGUUAGCAGAGCAGGGUCACGGUUCUUAGUGUUAAAUUGUGUUGAAAUACUGAACUGGUCUGUAAGGUAUAUUAUGCUAUAACAAGCAGACUUACUGUGUUAGUUUGACUCAAAGUGGAUUCAUGUCUAAUGUGCACUUUAACUAAUUCCUGCUGAUUAUCCAUCCACAUGAUAGUGAGGUUUAUUAGGAAAAAUACAAAUAAACCCAGCUGGCAGCAAAUGUGAAUAUUUUGUUUUAGAUAUUUUGUGUGUGUGUGUGAUUGUC
Austrofundulus limnaeus is the source of this 3576-nucleotide messenger RNA. It is a transcript of the gene tmem175, whose product is annotated as transmembrane protein 175. Bases 288 to 1826 code for a protein of 512 amino acids. The record is from RefSeq and is a predicted model, not a curated record. Lineage: Eukaryota; Metazoa; Chordata; Actinopteri; Cyprinodontiformes; Rivulidae. The transcript is spliced from 10 exons. Gene Ontology annotation, molecular function: potassium channel activity; proton channel activity.